Carassius auratus (goldfish) is the source of this 3246-nucleotide messenger RNA. Its product is annotated as FERM domain-containing protein 7-like. The transcript has 12 exons. Gene Ontology annotation, molecular function: guanyl-nucleotide exchange factor activity; cytoskeletal protein binding. NCBI's taxonomy places the organism in Eukaryota, Metazoa, Chordata, Actinopteri, Cypriniformes, Cyprinidae. The coding region runs from base 271 to 2430 and encodes 719 amino acids. The record is from RefSeq and is a predicted model, not a curated record. Gene Ontology annotation, cellular component: cytoskeleton.
ACAUAAACCCCGGCGAUUCUGCGCAUUGUAGAGUUACAGAUUUGUGUUGAUUGUGAGGCGUGUGAUGCUCUGGGUUGAGAUCGGAUACAGUAGGGCUGCUGAUGCUGCUCAUGCAGUUUAAGAACACGAUGCGUGAACACUCGUCACGAGACCGCCGCGCGCAACUCAAUACAGCAUCAAACGGAUAAUAGCCUAUCAUACAUUAUGGACCCUCUGUCCUUUAUUUAAAAGAAAAGUGUGGUGCUUAAACCUUAAACAGAUGUACAGAAGAUGGGGGAUAAGUUCGAGUUGCUGAAGACACCUGUCAAUAGGAUAGUCGUGCGGAAGAAGAACAAGAAUGAGAAACUGCGAUUACGCAUCAUCUUUUUAGACGACAGCGAGAGAGUUUUCGAGGUGGAGAGAAAGAUUCUGGGCUCUGAUUUCUUCAAUAAGGUGUGUGGUCAUCUAAAGCUUCUGGAGAAAGAAUACUUUGGCCUGGAGUUCCGUCACCAUACUGGCAGCUAUGUCUGGCUUGAACUCCAGAAACCAGUGGCUAGGCAAAUCAAAAAUAUCAGUGAUGUGGCAUUCCAUUUUAUAGUGAAGUUUUUCCCUCCUGACCCAGGACAGCUGCAAAGAGGCUUAACCAGGUACCUGUUUGCCCUUCAGAUCAAACAGGAUCUGUCAAAUGGCAGCCUUACCUGUAAUGAUAACAGCGCCGCCCUGCUGGUCUCUCAUAUACUGCAAUCAGAAAUUGGAGACUAUGACGAGGAGUUAGAUGCUCAUCAUCUUGAAAAUAAGCAAUAUGUGCCAAAUCAAGAGUACUUGGACCACAAAAUUAUUCGCUUUCACAAGAAGCACAGAGGUCACACUCCUGCUGAAUCUGAUCUGCAUUUGCUGGAGGUUGCCCGGAAAAUGGACAUGUACGGGAUCCGCCCCCACCCUGCCCAUGAUGGAGAAGGCAUGAGGAUCAGCCUCGCUGUCGCACAUUUGGGAGUGCUCGUUUUUCAGGGAAACACAAAGAUCAAUACCUUCAGCUGGGCCAAGAUCCGAAAGCUGAGCUUCAAGAGGAAACAUUUCCUGAUCAAACUCCACACUGAGACUGGGCCUUCAAGGAGAGACACUGUUGAGUUUUCCAUGGCCAGCAGAGAUGUGUGUAAGGCAUUCUGGAAGGUGUGUGUGGAGUAUCAUGCUUUCUUCAGGCUUGCCGAAGAGCCCAAGUCACAUGAGAAGUCCAUUCUGUCUAGCAAAGGAUCCAGUUUCAGAUACAGUGGCAGGACACAGAAGCAACUUCUUGAGUGUGUGGGCUCUGGAGACAAGAAACAUUUGCCUUAUGAAAGAAGUUACUGCAAUUCUGAAUAUGACACACGACAGUGCAGAUCCUCUCCUGACAUACUGACUGAUGUCUCUAAGCAGCUGUAUGAGCAUCUACCUCCCAACCCAACCGUUGCUGGGCAACACAGCGAACAGACAGGCGUAGCAAAGCGCAGCCUUUCCGCUGCGGAAGUCAUGUUCACUAAUGAGCUGGAACGAUCCAGGCCCUUGUCAAGAAAUCCUGCCUUCUCAAGCAACUCUGCCUCACCCAAGCUUCGUUCCCUUUCCACAUCAGGAGCGGAACAUCAUGGUAGAGGAGCUCAGAGACAAAAGGCAAAGAGACGAUUGUCUCCUAGCGCCCAGCAUCUCGUGCUUCUCUAUCCUAACAUACCCCACCUCCAGUUCCACCCAGUGCUGCCAACUUUCCCACUCGCCACUCACCCGUACCUACUGCAAGACCACACGUCCUCAUCCCUAGACCGGCUUCCUCAAACCCAUCACAAUCAUGUGCCUCUGCAAUACCUGCCCAGACAAACUGCUCACUCGUCCUCUUGCUUGUCACCACAACUACAGAAGCAGCAGGAAAGGUUGGGUUCCACCGGCCAGGGAGAAUCGAGAUCGUACUCGAGAGGAGGACUAGGACUAAGGGCCGGGUUGAAUAGGAAACUGGACUUGAGUGGAGUGGAAGUGGGCCAUUACAGUGACGACUCCACCUUUCAGACCGGUUUGCCACGUCGAGCCUCAAGCCAAUCAGACUUCAAAUUUCAGCGACCGACGCUUGCCUCAAAUGCCGCUGCCUACGCAUCUGAGUUCCGCCCGCUGGGAUAUUAUCCACACCUUUCUCGACAUCCGAUUCCUACCAGACCCACCUAUCUUCCUCUAAGUCCUGCCCCUCUCCCGGAAAGACCCACUUCUUUAUGUGUACUCGGCACAGGUAGUUAUAGUGAUUCGGAUUCAGACACCUUUUACCCCUACUUUCCAGCAGUGGGUAAAGUGGUACGUUCUGGUCCGCUGGCACGUAUGCGCUUUUCUUCUGGAAGCCUCCAACUUGAUGAAGAGGAUGGAGAGGAGGAGGACUUGGACUGCCCAAAUGAUGAGAAGAAUACAACUCUCACAACUGUUAAGAUGAUGAAGUUGUAGCUAUGUGUAGAAUCUUGAACGUUGGCUGUGAUUGAUGGAGCUCAACAAAUAAUUUAAACCAAUAAGACCUGCAGACAAUGCACUCUCACAAGAAAUGGUCCAAAUAUUGACAAUGGAACACCUUUGUACCUUACUUAGCUUAUUCAUAUAAAUACCUUAAAGGUACAUUUUACCUAAUUCAGGGGUGUCUCUAAAAAAGAUUACAGAUGGGGACAGGGGUUUGCAGGGAAGCCACAGAAAAAAAUAUUUUUGGUUCACCAAAGAUGCUUUCAGUGAACCAUUCUUAGAACCUUUUUUUUUUUUAAGUGUAAUUUUUUUAUCUAAAGAACAUUUUUUCCACUAAAGAAUCUUUUGUAGAAUGCAAAGCUUGCAUGGAUAUAAGGUUCUUCAUGGAACCACAGAUGCUAACAAAGGAACCAUUAUUUUAAUUAAUAUUUAAUAUUAAAAUACUUAAUUCAAUACACCUUUGCAUCUCUGAUCUAAAGUUAUAUUUUGCUGUAAACUGCUUUGCAUUUUUUUUUAAAGGGAUAGGUUCCCCUGAAAUGAAAAUUAUAUUAUAAUUUACUCACUCCAAUGUCAUUUAAAACCUAUAUGACUUUCUUUCCUCUAUGAAAUAAGUAAAGGAAGAAGGCAUCAUUCAGAACAGCUUUGUGAAAUGUAUGUAAGUGAAAAGAUCAGAGUGAAAGCAUAUUAAUCAGACAUGAACAGAGUGGAUGGGAUAUCCUUCAAAACUGUGUUCCAAGGAUUUUGAAAACAUGGGGGUGUAUAAACAGUGACUAAAGUGUCAUUCUUUUAAUUAAUUAUUUCAUAAUAUGU